This is a messenger RNA of Quercus robur (English oak), 1125 nucleotides long. Its product is annotated as RNA polymerase II C-terminal domain phosphatase-like 4. Gene Ontology annotation, molecular function: RNA polymerase II CTD heptapeptide repeat phosphatase activity. Gene Ontology annotation, cellular component: nucleus. The transcript has a single exon. NCBI's taxonomy places the organism in Eukaryota, Viridiplantae, Streptophyta, Magnoliopsida, Fagales, Fagaceae. The record is from RefSeq and is a predicted model, not a curated record. Bases 1 to 1125 code for a protein of 374 amino acids.
AUGGCUUCCAGUUCAUCCAGCAACUUGAAUCUUCAUACACGUAAAGCAAAUAUUGGGAUUGAAAGGGUAGAGUCUACGGAGACUUGUGCACAUCCUAGUGUCGAAAGAGGAGCGUGUAUGGUUUGUAAGAGUCGAGUAUUCAUGUACAUUGACAAGGAUUUGUGGCUUAGCCCUGAUGAAAUUGAUGGGAUACGGAAGGUAGAGUCAGAGAGACUGUUAAACGAUAGAAAGCUCGUUUUAGUUCUUGAUUUGGAUAAUACUUUGCUUCAUACAACAGGAGAACGCAAACAUCUCAAAACCCGUCAAGAACUUUUGCAACAUAAUAUCAAAGAGGAUGGCCUAAUCCCUUUGAAACAUUACGGGAUGAUGCUCAAGUUGAGGCCUUUCGUCCACACUUUUCUUAAAGAAGCAAGUACCAUGUUUGAGAUGUACAUAUAUACAAGUGCUGAUCGACGCUAUGCAUCGUUAAUGGCUGAGUUUUUUGUCCCUGAAAAUGUUUACUUCAAGUCAAGAAUUAUUGCACGUGAAGAUUUACUUGCCCCAGAUGAAAAGAGUCUUCUAUUGGUGAUGAGACACCAACGCAUGGUUCUUGUUCUUGAUGAUACCGAGUGUGUGUGGAGAAAUCAUCGACAUAACCUGAUUCUUGUUAAGAGAUAUGAUUACUUUGAUGCAAGCCAUGACCUUGUAUCUCUUUCUACAAUGAACAAUGAUGAAGGUGAGACCACCGGCGUGCUCGCGACCAUUCUCAAGAAACUCAAACUAAUCCACAGACUGUUUUUCAACCCAAAAUUCAAGGGUAGUCUUGCUUAUAGAGAUGUUACAAUGAUACUUGAUCGCCUUCAGGUACUCCAAGGAUGUAAAUUAACCUUUGAAGGUAUUUUUCCUUUCGGUUUCAAGCCCCAAAAUUUGCGUCUUUGGAUGAUGGCAGAGGAGUUAGGAGCCAUUUGCUCUACGAGUGUUUUCACCUCCUGGACACAUGUGAUCACUUUGGAAGCCACAGAGGAGGAGUCUCAAGAGGCGGAGCUGGACAGAAUGAUUUUGGUUCAUCCAGCUUGGUUACAUUAUUGCUACGAGAAAGUCAGAAGGUAUCCUGAAGCGAAUUAUCCGAUUAAGCUGAAAAAAUAG